Molecule: messenger RNA, 6177 nt
Organism: Capsicum annuum
Lineage: Eukaryota; Viridiplantae; Streptophyta; Magnoliopsida; Solanales; Solanaceae
Exons: 15
Coding region: 400-5292 (1630 amino acids)
Biological process (GO): protein deubiquitination
Molecular function (GO): protein binding; cysteine-type deubiquitinase activity
Source: RefSeq, a predicted model, not a curated record
ACCUUUUUCCGCUAUAGUAGUACAUUCCUCUCCCCUCAAAACAUUUCAGAGCUCAGUAUAGUAUAUCCUCCCAAACAUCGCCUUCCCACCUACCCACCCCCACCCCUACAAAUCUUCAAUCUCCCUACCCCCACGCACCCACGCACCCACCCACCCACUCAACCCGAGAGUGACACUAUCCAUAUAUAGCUAACCUAUACAUAUACCGAUAGAUAAUAUAUUUUCUCUCUCUAUAUACACUCUCUUCAUCUCCGAUCGUCUUUUCCGAUUCCGACGUUGCUCUUUUUCGCCGGUAAGUUAAUUUAUCAAUUUGAUAGAUUGUGUAAUAUUGAUAUGAAUUAGGUUAUAUAUUUGUAUAUGCCUUCGAUUAAAUCGACAUAGGGGGAGUAAGUAAUUUUAAUGGGGCAUAAGAAGCGAACAGUCGCUCCUCGCUCCAAACCCUUAACUUCACCACCGCCGGCAGCAGCAGCAGCGGCGGCGAUAUCGGAAGAUGGUUCGCCGCCGUCGAUUGAUGCUGCUGAACUAAACCUAAGUUCAACGAUUACGAACGGAUCGUUGAGUAAAAAUGAUGCGUUGGCAGUGAUUAAUUAUGAGAAUAAUGUUAGUUCGUCGUCGUCGGAUUCGUCGUCGUCGUAUGGAGCAAUUAAGCUUGAAUGUGAGCGUGCGUUAACGUCGUUGAGGCGAGGGAAUCAUACGAAAGCGUUGAGGUUGAUGAAGGAGUUGUCGAGUAAGUAUGAGAGUUCACCUCAUUCGGCGUUGAUUCAUAGGGUUCAAGGGACGGUUUGUGUGAAGGUGGCGUCGAUUAUUGAUGAUCCUAAUACGAAACAGAGGCAUUUGAGGAAUGCGAUUGAGAGUGCUAGGAAAGCGGUGUCCUUGUCUCCGUGCUCGGUUGAGUUUGCGCAUUUUUAUGCGAAUUUGUUGUAUGAAGCAGGGAAUGACGGGAAGGAGUAUGAGGAAGUUGUUCAGGAGUGUGAAAGAGCGUUGGCUAUUGAAAAUCCUAUUGAUCCUGCGAAAGAGAGUUUGCAGGAGGAGAGUCAACAGAAGAUCUCCUCACCUGAAGGUCGGAUAUCUCAUAUACAUGGUGAGCUUCAUAACUUGAUUCAGAAGUCAAAUUUUCCUUCAAUUUCUACUUGGAUGAAGAAUAUAGGUACCGGGGAGGAGAAAUUCAGGUUAAUUCCAAUUAGGAGGGUGUCUGAGGACCCAAUGGAAUUGAGAUUGGUUCAAGGCCGAAGGCCGAAUGAAAUUAAGAAGGCGACUAAGACACCUGAAGAGAGGAGAAAGGAGAUUGAGGUUCGUGUAGCUGCCGCUAGGCUGUUGCAGCAGAAGUCAGAAACUGUCAAAUCACAGAAUGAUGGAGAUAAAGGUUUGGAUUCAAUGGCAGGAUUGGGUCAGAGAGCAAGUGAUAGGAGGAAGAGUGGAAAUGCAAAGAAGAAUGCUUCUUCCACAGAGAGAAGGAAUUGGGUGCAGUCAUAUUGGAAUUCCAUAAGUUUGGAUGUGAAGAAAGAAUUGCUUAGAAUUAGAAUUUCAGAUCUUAAGGCACAUUUUACUGUUUCUAAGGAUCGUUUUGCUAUUGAAGUACUAUCUGAUGCUCUUCCAUUUGCCGAGACCCAUAAAACAUGGAAGUUUUGGAGAUGUUGCCGGUGCAAUGAAACAUUUGCUGAUUCUCAAUCACACGUUCAUCAUGUUGUGCAUGAUCACAUGGGAGCUUUGCUGCCUAAAAUGCAGUCAGUUUUGCCUCAAAAUGUUGAGAAUGAGUGGGCUGAGAUGCUUCUGAAUUGUUCUUGGAAACCGUUAGAUGUUAAUGUGGCAGUGAAAAUGCUUGAUAAACAAUCAAAACCUCAAGACCAUGGUUUUCUAGAUGAGUCCUAUGGAAGAGAUGAUGGAGAAAGGCCUGAGGAUGGCUACUUGGAGGCUCUCUGCCAUGAAGACGAAUGGGACUCAUCCACUAGAAGGAAGAAAGUAGGGGAUAGACCCAAUGGAAAUAUGGUUGAGAGCAGAAAAAAUGAUAAGAUCUCAGAUGUUGACUUUAUGGAUUGUGAUGAAGAUGGUGGUCCGAAGAUUUGUAUACUUCCUGAAGGCUUGCCACUGUCUGAUGACCCUGAGCGAGCAAAGCUUCUUGAAAGAAUCCGUGCUGUGUUUGAGGUUCUUAUUAAAAAUAAAUAUCUUGCUUCAACCCACCUUAGCAAGGUUAUGCAUUUUGCGGUGGAAGAACUUCAGGCUCUCCCUUUUGGCUCUCAACUUCUUAACUACAAUAUUGAUCAAAGCCCUCUGUGCAUAUGCUUUUUGGGUCCCGAAGAACUGAAAAAGGUACUAAAGUAUUUGCAAGAACUUUCUCAUUCUUGUGGCUUAGGGAGGUAUCCUGAGAAAAUUGGUGCUGUGGAUGAAACAAACAAUGGAUGUCAUGGAGGAUUUGACAAUCUAGAGAAAGUAGUUUUCACCGAGGACAGCACAUAUUUGUUGUUUGAUCUGCAUAUCCUGCAGCGCCAUCUUUCUCCCAACUCAUGUCCUGAUGCAGUUUCUGAUGACAGAAAUGCAGCAAUUUUGUCUGGUAAUCAGUAUCAAGAUGGAGUUUCAAUUGACCCGGAUGCAUUACUGUCCUGGUUAUUCACUGGUCCAUCAAGCGUUGAAGCUUUGGAAUCAUGGGCACGUGCAAGAGAUGAGAAAAGUCAACAAGGUAGGGAAAUUCUCCGAUUGCUUGAGAAGGAGUAUUACGACCUCCAGGGCUUGUGUGAGAGAAAGUGUGAGCACCUGAGUUAUGAGGAAGCACUGCAAGCAGUAGAAGAUCUUUGCUUAGAAGAGGGUAAAAGAAGAGAACAUGAAACAGAAUUUGUCCGACAAAGCUACGACUCUGUCUUGAGAAAGCGACGAGAACUCAUAGAAAGUGACAAUGACGCUACGAUUAUCAGCAAUAGGUUUGAGUUGGAUGCUAUAUCACAUGUUCUGAAGGAAGCGGAAUCUCUCAAUGUCAAUCAGUUCGGAUAUGACGAAGCUUACGGUGGUGGAAUGUCUCAAUUUUGUGACUUGGAGUCUGGCGAAGAGGAUGAUUGGAGACUGAAGGACUACCUUCAUCAGGUGGACUCUAGUGUGGAAGUUGCAAUACAGAGACAGAAGGAAAAUGUCUCCAUUGAGCUUAGUAAAAUUGAUGCACGAAUUAUGCGGGUGGUUACCGGAAUGCAGCAGUUGGAAUCAAAGCUUGAGCCAGCAUCCGCCCAUGAUUACCAACGGAUUGUAGUGCCUCUAUUGAAAUCAUUUCUGCGGGCACACUUGGAGGACCUGGCUGAGAAGGAUGCUACUGAGAAAUCUGAUGCUGCAAGGGAAGCUUUUCUGGCUGAACUUGCACGUGAUUCUGAGAAGAGUUUAAGUGGGGGAAAUGAGAAGUCUAAACAUGCCCAUGAAAGGACAAAGGACAAGAAAAAGAACAAAGAAUAUCGAAAAGCAAAGGAUUUAAAGCCUAACAUUGGCAAUGAAUUGCAUGUGCUUCAUCAUGAGACCGUGGAACAUGUCUCAUUUCCACUUGCUCAUGAUGGAGAUGAUCAAGAGAGUGAAAUUCCUCAAACUGGUAAUUCCUUAGAUCAACAGGAGGAGGAGGAGUACAAACGUAUGAUUGAGCUUGAAGCCGAGGAAAGGAAGCUUGAAGAAACUUUAGAGUAUCAAAGAAGAAUUGAGAAUGAGGCUAAGCUGAGACAUCUGGCCGAGCAACAUAAGAGAGCUGCAAAAACAAUUCAAGAGAAUAUAGAUGCAGUUGCGAAUCCUGACUCUUACCCAUAUCAAAAAAUGAAUUCUGACACUUACUUGAAGAACGAUGCACUAUUAAACAGUUCAGAAGGUCUUUCGAAGAGCUUUCCAGAGAGAAUGGCACGAAGAGAUGGAUCGUCAAACAAUGUGACUCUAGGGGAUGGUAUAUUGAUAGCUGAUAAGCGAUCCGGAAGAAAAGGCAGGCGCCAGAAAGAUUCGUCUAAAUCUAGUGAGGGGAAUUAUCAAUCUGGUUCUUCUGGAAGGGAAAACUCUGAAGUUAGUGAAUCAAAAGCUCUGGAUUCUUCACAUGAAAAUAAUGGCACCAGAGAGGGUGGAACGAAGACAUUGAGACAGCUACAUGUAGAGGAGGAUGAUGAAGAAAGGUUCCAAGCUGACCUCAAGAGAGCUGUACGCCAAAGUCUUGAUGCAUUCCAUGCACAUCAGAAAUUUCCCUUGAUGGCAAGUGCAGGGGCACAGAGGAUGAUCUCUGAAACAGGGGAUUUGGGCAAUGAAAUUAGUUUUGGAAGUGUCAAAGAAAUGGAUGUAUAUGGCACUGGGCUAAAGAAUGAAGUUGGAGAAUACAAUUGCUUUCUAAAUGUCAUUAUACAGUCCUUGUGGCAUCUAAGACAAUUUCGAGAUGAGUUUUUGAGAAGAUCAUCAUCCGAACAUUAUCAUGUGGGCGAUCCAUGUGUGAUAUGUGCUUUGUAUGACAUAUUCACUGCUCUGAACACGGCUUCAACUGAGAUGCAGCGAGAGGCUAUUGCUCCUACUUCUCUGAGAAUUGCCCUCAGCAACCUUUAUCCCGAUAGUAAUUUCUUUCAGGAGGCUCAAAUGAAUGAUGCUUCCGAAGUGCUGGGUGUAAUAUUCGAUUGCCUACACCGAUCAUUUACAUCAACUUUAGGCAUGUCAGAUGCUGAAUCUGCAGAUAGCAGCUGUAUGGGCUCUUGGGAUUGCUCAAGUAGUGCUUGUACUGUGCAUUCUCUUUUUGGGAUGGAUAUUUUUGAACGAAUGAACUGCUAUAACUGCGGAUUGGAGUCUAGACAUCUGAAGUACACAUCGUUCUUUCAUAAUAUUAAUGCCAGUGCUCUCCGAACAAUGAAGGUUAUGUGCCCAGAGAGCUCAUUUGACGAGCUUCUGAAUCUUGUUGAGAUGAACCAUCAGUUGGCUUGCGAUCCUGAGGUUGGUGGAUGUGAGAAACUUAACUAUAUUCAUCACAUUCUCUCUGCUCCGCCACAUUUUUUCACAACGGUUUUAGGUUGGCAGAAUACUUGUGAGGAUGUAGAUGACAUAAAAGCGACAUUAUCAGCUUUAUCUACUGAAGUGGACAUCGGUGUCCUUUAUCGCGGUCUUGAUCCGAAAAACAAACAUUGCUUAGUUUCUGUGGUUUGCUACUACGGACAGCAUUAUCACUGUUUUGCCUACAGUCAUGAUAGUGGACAGUGGAUCAUGUAUGAUGACAAAACCGUAAAGGUAAUUGGUGGCUGGGAUGAUGUUCUCGUUAUGUGUGAAAGAGGGCAUUUACAACCACAGGUCCUUUUCUUCGAAGCUGUAAACUAGUCCAGCCAGCAAAUGGUACCUCUCUAAUAGUCGAAAGAUAAUCUGGAUUAGCGUUGAUUUCUUUUAAGCUGUAAAUCUAUUUCAGCUUAGAAAAUAUACCUCCCUAAACUGCAAUGAAGAUGUGCUACUAUGCUUUUCCAUUCAAUCGACAAAGGCAAUGACAAUAUUUGUGCACUGAUGUUAUUCAAGAGACCUUCAAUGUUACAAAGUUGUGUAAGAAACUGUACUAUACCAUCAGAAAUUCGUCGACGAGAUGAAGAGAAAAUAGGAGUAAUUGGUCCUGCUAGCGAGGCAAACUUCCUUAAAUUUGUGUAUUAUGGUGGAAGUUAUCAGAGGAUUGGAAAGAGAAAUGUAAGUUAUGGUGCUCUUGACACUUGGCAGCAUUGGCAAAGUCAAGUCUUGCGUCAUCUGAAAAUUUUGAAUCCUUACAAUAAGGUGGCGUGGUUGAAGAAAGUAGUAGUUGUCACCAGUUUCGUGGUCAUGAGGAACGUGUAGAUGUUUGAUUUCCGAAUGGCAAACAUAACCUACUAUUACCAGAUAUUGCUUCUGUACACAGGUAAUGAAUCAUGUCUUUCACUUCCAAUGUAAGCAAGUCUGUAUAGAUUGGCAAUUUGUCUGUAGUCUUUUAGUGAUGCAGUCAGUAGUAAAUCUUCUAUGCUCCUAUAUUCAUUUUGUUGUUUCCUCUUUGAGGAAAAAGAAUUUUGAGUGCCCAGAAGUUACGGGAACUUUGUAUUACGGAUGUCUUAUGAUAUUUAAUGAAAGCGAAGACACUAUAGUUGCUUGUCAGCAGAAAAGCAACUUGUCGAAAUUCGGACUUGAAACUUCUGGCUUGUAACAGGUUCCAGUAUUUUUUUCCGUAAUGUAUUUCUGUGUAUUUUAAGUGUA